GUGGACCGCCGCAUGAGGCUUUCCGGGUACUUGUCCCGCUUGCCGAAGCCUCCGGCGAGGAAUCUGAUCGAGCAGAUUGUGAGGUUGAUUUCGGAGUCGAAGAGGCCGGUUCUUUAUGUGGGAGGAGGUUGUUCGGCUUCUGGUGAUGAACUGAAGAAGUUUGUGGAGCUCACUGGGAUUCCUGUGGCUAGUACUUUGAUGGGUCUUGGUUGUUACCCUACUGAUGAUGAGCUUUCAUUGAAAAUGUUGGGAAUGCAUGGGACUGUUUAUGCAAAUUAUGCAGUGGAUAAGUCUGACUUGUUGCUGGCUUUCGGGGUUAGAUUUGAUGAUAGAGUGACUGGAAAACUGGAAGCUUUUGCAAGCAGGGCAAAGAUCGUGCACAUUGAUAUUGACCCGGCUGAGAUUGGGAAGAAUAAGCAGCCCCAUGUUUCAAUUUGUGCUGAUAUAAAGCCAUCAUUGCAGGAAUUGAAUAAGAUUUUGGAUGCGGAUGGACUUGCGUUAGAUUUUAAGGAAUGGAGAAAUGAGCUUGAUCAGCAAAAGGUACAUUUUCCCCUGAGUUACAAGUCAUUUGGGGAUGCAAUCCCUCCUCAAUAUGCGAUUCAAGUGCUGGAUGAGCUUACGGAUGGUGAGGCAAUUAUAAGCACGGGAGUUGGGCAACACCAAAUGUGGGCUGCCCAAUAUUAUAGUUAUAAGAAGCCAAGACGAUGGCUUUCAUCGGCUGGAUUGGGGGCUAUGGGCUUUGGAUUACCAGCUGCAGCUGGAGCAGCAGUAGGAAACCCGGGGCUUACUGUGGUUGACAUUGAUGGUGAUGGUAGCUUUCUCAUGAAUAUUCAAGAAUUGGCAAUGAUACGGAUCGAGAACCUUCCUGUUAAGAUCAUGGUCUUGAAUAACCAACAUUUGGGUAUGGUAGUUCAAUGGGAAGAUAGAUUCUACAAGGCAAACCGGGCACAUACAUACUUAGGAAACCCGGAUUAUGAGGAUGAGAUUUACCCGGAUUAUGUGACUAUUUCCAAGGGCUUCAAUAUACCUGCAGCUAGAGUGACAAAAAAGGCUGAGGUCAAGGAGGCGAUACAAAGGAUGUUGAAUACACCAGGACCCUACUUGUUGGAUGUAAUUGUGCCACAUCAGGAGCAUGUGUUACCUAUGAUACCAAGCGGUGGUGCAUUCAAAGAUGUGAUCACUGAUGGAGAUGGAAGAGUAUCUUAUUAGGUCAAUUUAUAACAGAUAAACCCGUUUGAGUGAAUUUUUUGAUUCUUUUACCCUCGGUGAAGGAGAUUGUUUUCUUAUGAUACCCCCACCCCCACCCCCCCACCCCAAAAAAAAACCACGGUAAAAGAGUCAAAAAAAUUACUCAUGGCUCUAUCUGUUUGGGGGUGGGGGUGGGGGGGGGGACGAGAAGGGUAGUAUGUAAGCAGCAUUAGUGCAUUUCUACUAGGGAUCUACCCGCAAUUAACCAUAUGCUCAUAAGCCAAAGCUGCUGAAAAGCAGCAUCCCAGAUUUUUGCCACACAUUUCAGCACACAAGUACUCUAACCACAAGAGAAACAUCAAUUCGGAUGAAGUACCCAUACAAAUGGUAGACUGAGGUUUCACCAGAGAGUGGGAGAGCGGUAACAGGAGAAGCGGAGAGCGAGCCCUCAGUGGAUCAAUAUUGGUACGCGAGCGCAGACAUUGCAGUGGAAACGGCAGGGACUUUGGUGUCAUAUCCAGAUAACGGUGUCAACAUUGCUGUUGGUCACCCUAUUCCUGAGAGUUUUGAAGAGCAAAUGAAGCUGGCUACGGCUGCGGCUAAAGCGAAAGAGCAAGCCAACAGGGUGGAUGUGAUAAACUUGUACAUCUCCCACCUAAUAAUGUAUGUUAGCCAACUAGUCUGAUAAGGAAGAGAGUAUCGUCUUCAAAACUAGUUACCCCGAACAUCGUGAACAUUAGUUCCAAUAUGUUCUUUAGCCUAUACAUAGAGGGGUGCACAGAUCGUGACUGAUUUAGCGUGGUUUUAGCUUGUUUAGCACAUGAAAUCGAUGAUUGUGACCUCAUGAUAUAAUCAUUUGCUCAACAUAAUCUCAUAAUGUUAUUUGUCGAGCUCUGGACUGACGCGUGUAGAUCCGCAGAGACUUCGUCGUUAUAAUUUAUGAAAACUAUUGUUAA
Asparagus officinalis (garden asparagus) is the source of this 2144-nucleotide messenger RNA. RefSeq names its product acetolactate synthase 1, chloroplastic-like. Gene Ontology annotation, cellular component: acetolactate synthase complex. The transcript is spliced from 2 exons. NCBI's taxonomy places the organism in Eukaryota, Viridiplantae, Streptophyta, Magnoliopsida, Asparagales, Asparagaceae. Gene Ontology annotation, biological process: L-valine biosynthetic process. Gene Ontology annotation, molecular function: flavin adenine dinucleotide binding; magnesium ion binding; acetolactate synthase activity. The record is from RefSeq and is a predicted model, not a curated record. The coding region runs from base 13 to 1209 and encodes 398 amino acids.